Cajanus cajan (pigeon pea) is the source of this 736-nucleotide messenger RNA. RefSeq names its product HVA22-like protein a. Lineage: Eukaryota; Viridiplantae; Streptophyta; Magnoliopsida; Fabales; Fabaceae. The record is from RefSeq and is a predicted model, not a curated record.
GUGAGAUUAUUACCGGAAACACAUAAUAUUCUCUCUCACAGACAAAUUGUGGCAAAUUCUAAGUACACUCUCCAAACAAACAACUUUUAAGAGAGAAAGAUCAAAGAUGGGAGCUGGAAGUUUCCUCAAAGUGGUUCUGAAAAAUUUUGAUGUUCUUGCUGGGCCUGUGCUUAGUCUUGCGUAUCCUCUAUAUGCAUCAGUUAGGGCAAUUGAGAGCAAGUCUCCGAUUGAUGACCAGCAAUGGCUCACCUAUUGGGUUCUCUAUUCCUUGAUCACCCUCUUUGAACUUACUUUUGCCAAAGUCCUUGAAUGGCUUCCAAUCUGGCCAUAUGCAAAGCUGAUCCUUACUUGCUGGUUGGUCAUUCCUUACUUCAGCGGCGCAGCCUAUGUUUAUGAGCACUAUGUUAGACCUUUCUUUGUCAACCCUCAGAACGUUAACAUCUGGUAUGUCCCUAGCAAAAAGGACUCCUUAGGUAAGCCAGAGGACAUUCUCACAGCCGCGGAGAAGUACAUUGAGGAGCAUGGAACUGAAGCAUUUGAGAAUAUGAUUAACAAGGCUGGUAAAUCUAGGAAAAGUAGAGGGCAUGCAAAUGGAAGCUAUUGAAUGAAAUCCGUUGCUAUUAGCUUGUAUCUAUGUUUUGUGUCGUGGCUAUACAACUAUGGUAUAUAGAAUUAUAGAAUAUGGACAACAGAUGUACUAUACAAAUUAGUUUGUUGACUCUUUUUUUUGUUGUCA